Messenger RNA from Drechmeria coniospora, 1248 nucleotides. RefSeq names its product ras-like GTP-binding protein. Gene Ontology annotation, cellular component: endomembrane system. The record is from RefSeq and is a predicted model, not a curated record. The coding region runs from base 1 to 1248 and encodes 415 amino acids. NCBI's taxonomy places the organism in Eukaryota, Fungi, Ascomycota, Sordariomycetes, Hypocreales, Ophiocordycipitaceae. Gene Ontology annotation, biological process: intracellular protein transport. The transcript has 3 exons. Gene Ontology annotation, molecular function: GTPase activity; GTP binding.
AUGUCCACUCGCUCGUCCGCCGCCGCCGCCGUCUCCUCCUCACUCCCCUCCCCUGCUCCGUCCGCCCCUGCUCCGUCUCCCCUGCUCUCCCCUGCCUCCCUCCCUGACUCUCUCCCUCCUCUCGUGCAGGCAACCGGCUUCCCGCAUACACCUACUUACAUCCAAACGUACCACCAAUACUCGCAAAUUCCUUCGUCUCCUUGGCUCGCCACCCUCCGCCGCCGUCCACGCGCUCCCUCACUCGUCCUCGUCCGACGAGGCAGCCAGCCACCUCGUGCCGAAACUCGUCUCGCUCAUGGCUCCUCGCCCGACGCCCUCUCGAUGCCGCCGGACAUGUCCUCGCUCGAGGCCAAGAUUGUCGUCCUCGGCGCCCAGGGCGUUGGCAAGACGUCCCUCGUCACGCGCUACUGCAAAGGCGCCUUCGUCCCCUCGCAGAUAGAAUCCACCGUCGGCGCCAGCUUCAUGACCAAGCGCGUCGUUGACGACGACUCCGACACUGUCGUUCGUCUGCAAAUCUGGGACACCGCUGGCCAGGAGCGUUUCCGUUCCAUAUCACGCUUGUACUACCGCGGUGCGAAUGCCUGCAUCCUCUGCUACAGCAUAACCGACGCCCGUUCCUUCGAGGCCAUGGGCGUUUGGCUCACCGAGCUGCGCCGAAACCUCCCUGACGAUGUCGUGCUGCACGUCGUCGGCACCAAAGCCGACAUCGUCGCCCGUGACCCCUCGAAACGACAGGUCCCUUUCGAGCGCUGCAUCGCCUACGUUGCCGAGAACCUCACACCAGGACUCGGGAGCACGCCACCGCCCACAGCCACGCCCUUCAACCCCCCCUCGGCCAUUCCCAUCGUCGUCGAGCCCCGCAGUCCGCCUUCGAAGCGCAGCUCCGGCUUUUGGGCCCAGGAGGUUGGAUGGGACGCUUGCCACGAGAUCAGCGCCGAGAACGGCGACGGUGUCGAGGAGGUCUUCCGCGUCGUCGCCCGCAAGCUUGUCGAGCAGAACCGCAAGAUGCAGCAGGCCCUGCUCACCGCCAUGGCCACCCCGGGCACGCCCGGCUACGAGAACGGCAUGGAUGGCGCAUACUUUGACGGCGCAAACAGCCGAGGCAGCUUCCGCAUCGGUCGCGACAGGAGGAGCUGGCUGUUCUCCCCCUCCUUCUCCCACGCCGUCGCCGUGGACCAACCUGGCGGCGUAACCCACGGCCAGACCCAUCCUGACUACGCAGACAAGGAGCAGCGGAGGUGCUGCUAA